Cucurbita moschata (crookneck pumpkin) is the source of this 1137-nucleotide messenger RNA. RefSeq names its product pyridoxal phosphate homeostasis protein. The coding region runs from base 174 to 911 and encodes 245 amino acids. NCBI's taxonomy places the organism in Eukaryota, Viridiplantae, Streptophyta, Magnoliopsida, Cucurbitales, Cucurbitaceae. Gene Ontology annotation, cellular component: intracellular anatomical structure. Gene Ontology annotation, molecular function: pyridoxal phosphate binding. The transcript is spliced from 7 exons. The record is from RefSeq and is a predicted model, not a curated record.
UCCCUUGUAAACAUUUUCCGGGGAGAUUUCUGUGAACCACAAGGGAAUGGAAACAUGGAGAUUGGAGAACAUUAACAGCCAACGGCUUCCUUUCACUUUAAUCGCAUAUUUCAUUUCCUUUCCACUUCCUCCGCUGCCUGAACAGCAACAGGUCCGAGAAAAAAAUCUCUCAUAUGGCAGCUCCACUGGUCGAAGGCGCAGCCGCCGCAGCUCUCCGAUCGGUAAUGAAUCGAGCUCGGCAGGCGGCUGAGCGCUCUGGUCGCCGUUUCGAUCAGGUCCGAGUCGUCGCAGUCUCGAAGACAAAGCCUGUGUCUCUCAUUCGCCAAGUCUACGACGCCACACACCGCUGCUUCGGUGAGAACUACGUUCAAGAGAUUAUCGAUAAAGCUCCUCAGCUUCCUCAAGACAUUGAAUGGCAUUUUAUUGGGCAUCUGCAGAGCAACAAAGUUAAAUCGCUUCUGGCUGGAGUUCCAAACCUGGCCAUGGUUCAGGGUGUAGAUAAUGAGAAGCUUGCAAAUCAUCUCGAUCGUGCAGUUUCAAACCUCAGGAGGGAUCCAUUGAAGGUUCUAGUCCAAGUAAACACGAGUGGAGAAAUAUCUAAAUCUGGGGUUGAGCCUUCUGGAUGCAUCGAACUUGCAAAGCAUGUGAAGUUGCGUUGCCCACAUCUUGAAUUUUCUGGCUUAAUGACAAUAGGGAUGCCAGAUUAUACUAGCACUCCAGAGAACUUUAAGACGCUACUGGAAUGUAGAGAGAAGGUCUGUAGGGCACUUGAAAUGGCAGAAGAGCAGUGUGAACUGUCAAUGGGAAUGUCUGGUGAUUUCGAGUUGGCGAUCGAAAUGGGCAGCACCAAUGUGAGAAUUGGAUCCACCAUCUUCGGUCCGAGGGACUAUGCAAAGAAGCAAGCUGAUUAGCAUCUAUCUUUAUUCCUAUUCAUAGUUGAAUUCAACAAUAUUUUAGUUCUUAUUCCACACAGGCAACGAAUAUGCCUUUCUGAUCGAUUCUCUGUCUCUUGAAGGGACGGGAAUGCAUUAAAUUAAUAAUGUAGAAACUGGAGUAUCUUCGUCUUUAUAAGAGAUAAGAACGCAUUAAAUUAAAUAUAGAAAAAAUGGAGCAUCCUUCUUGCUCCUUGCUGCCUAA